Molecule: messenger RNA, 189 nt
Organism: Colletotrichum siamense
Lineage: Eukaryota; Fungi; Ascomycota; Sordariomycetes; Glomerellales; Glomerellaceae
Exons: 3
Coding region: 1-189 (62 amino acids)
Source: RefSeq, a predicted model, not a curated record
AUGUUUGUCGAUCCGCCCGGCAGCGACUUGUCGCAUUCCCAAGGCGACGAAAUAGAUCCAACGCGCCACAUUUGCAGAGACACAUCCCAACACCUACCAGAGGGCUCCACGUUGACGGGUAGAGCUUCAAUCAUGCGACCGGCCUUGGCCACCAUUCUCGCCCGAACUACCCAGUCCCGUCAGUCUUGA